AUGAAUAUCAGAUGCGCAAAACCACAAGAUUUAAUGAACAUGCAGCAUUGCAAUCUACUCUGUCUGCCUGAAAAUUAUCAAAUGAAAUACUACUUCUAUCAUGGAUUAACAUGGCCUCAAUUAUCUUACGUUGCUGAGGAUGAUAAAGGCAAUAUUGUAGGAUACGUGCUAGCUAAAAUGGAAGAGCCUGAGCCAGGUGAGGAGAGCAAGCACGGUCACAUUACUUCAUUAGCUGUAAAAAGGCCCUUCAGAAGACUGGGAUUAGCUCAGAAGUUAAUGAAUCAAGCGUCAGCGGCAAUGGUUGAGUGCUUUGAUGCACAAUAUGUCAGCCUUCAUGUCCGCAAAAGUAAUCGUGCUGCACUCAAUCUUUACACGAACUCACUCGGAUUUAAAAUUCUCGAAAUUGAACCAAAAUAUUAUGCGGAUGGCGAAGAUGCAUACUCAAUGAGACGUGAUUUAUCGGAAUUGGCGAGGAAGAUCAACAAGUCAGAUAACUUUGUGGCUAAUGAAAAUUCAUACGCAAUCAAGCAUCAUAAUCACACUCAUCAUAAGUCUGAUGGACAUUGCUGUUAA
Molecule: messenger RNA, 573 nt
Organism: Chironomus riparius
Lineage: Eukaryota; Metazoa; Arthropoda; Insecta; Diptera; Chironomidae
Source: the annotation of a GenBank genome assembly